This is a messenger RNA of Lytechinus pictus (painted urchin), 7173 nucleotides long. Its product is annotated as sodium/calcium exchanger 1-like. The transcript is spliced from 3 exons. The coding region runs from base 614 to 1318 and encodes 234 amino acids. Lineage: Eukaryota; Metazoa; Echinodermata; Echinoidea; Temnopleuroida; Toxopneustidae. Gene Ontology annotation, biological process: calcium ion import across plasma membrane; sodium ion transmembrane transport. The record is from RefSeq and is a predicted model, not a curated record. Gene Ontology annotation, cellular component: axon; sarcolemma; postsynapse. Gene Ontology annotation, molecular function: calcium:sodium antiporter activity.
GGGUUCUGAAUCCAUCCAAAUCAGGCUGUCUUAUGGCAGAAUCGAUCCGUAUUUAUUCAGGAAAAUUCGGUUUUGAUGUAACCCUGGCUUUAAUAAGAACACCAGUCAGUGUUCUGAGUGAGAGGUCCUCAUGUAUUAAAAUAUGCUAGUAGUUUUAUGAUAACACCAAAUAGUAUUAGAUAAAUAAGUAGAAUGUGUUAGAACACCAAUAGGUGUAACUAACACCCCAAAUUCAAGACUGGUGUAAAAUGGUUGGUGUGAACCUGUGUAAACACCAGUGGUGCAGUAUUAUCAUCACUGUUUUUGGAGUGUAGUGUGUCAUUGUGAAACCUUGCAGAGAAGCCUCUUUUACGACUUGGCAUGAUACCAGCUUUUUAUGAGGUACUUGUUACGUUCACACAAUUAUUCCAUAUUUUUGGAAGUUUGUAAUUAUAGCUUGAUUUUAAUCUACGCUUGUCUGUUGGUUUCACCUUGGCGCUCCACCUUUAAGUAUUCAUAGAUCAUUAUUUGAAUACACACAUUGUGCUAGGCUUAACUUAAUUGGAAAUGUCUCAUUUUGAUUGCUUUUCAGAACACUGUUGACAAACUCAUUAAGAAAACCAAUGUCUCAUUAAUGGUGGGGACAUCUUCAUGGAGGGAGCAGUUUGCCGAGGCCCUCACUGUAAGCGCAGGCGAUGAUGACGCAAAUGGGGAAGAAAAGCUGCCAUCCUGUGGAGACUAUGUCAUGCACUUCUUGACCAUCUUCUGGAAGAUCCUCUUUGCGUUUGUACCACCCACUGACUACCUGGGUGGUUGGGCUUGCUUUACAUCCGCCAUCUUGGUCAUCGCUGGGUUAACGGCUAUCAUCACUGACCUUGCCUCACACUUUGGUUGCACCAUCAACCUCAAAGAUACUGUCACUGCCAUCUCUUUUGUAGCCCUUGGUACCAGUGUUCCAGACACAUUUGCCAGCAAAACAGCAGCUGUUGGUGACAAGUAUGCAGAUGCCAGCGUAGGCAAUGUUACUGGAAGCAACGCAGUAAAUGUAUUCUUAGGUAUCGGUGUAGCAUGGACUAUUGCCGCUGUUUACCACGCCGUCCAUAACCAGCAAUUUAAGGUGGACCCAGGUAGUCUGGGUUUCUCUGUGACUGUGUUCAGCGUGUUUGCGCUCUUUGCCAUCUGCUCUCUCAUGAUACGGCGGAAGCUGCCGAUGAUUCGCGGUGAGUUGGGAGGUCCUGCAAAAUCAAAACUGAUAUCUUCAAUGUGCUUUGUCUCCCUUUGGUUUCUCUACUUGAUUCUCUGCAGUCUGGAAGCCUACGGAUUCAUCGAGGGCUUCUGAGAAGCUGCUCUACGCUGUCUUCUUGUUCUAUUCAGGUUACUGUUUUUGUUCUUCAUCCUUCUGCAACCAUCGGCUGUGGAGUAUUCUCUGAACAUGCCUCAUAUGCAGGAAGCUGUCAUGUUGCACUCCAGCUACGAGUGCCGGAUUUCUGCAACUGGAGCCAUAUUUAUGCAGGAGUUGCUUUGUAAAGAUGCCAUCUCUGUAACAUCAUGGAGCUUCUUUCAAGAGAGGGACAAGCUGCUGUCCAUCUUUGAUGGCUUGCUAUGAGCGCUUGGGAAUUCUUCAAGAUAGCUUUUCUCAACAACCAUCAUUGGAAGCAAGUAUGCACCUUGUGGAAUACAGUUACACCGCAAAUGGCAGAUAGAAAACACGUUGCACCAAGUGUCGAGUUUUAUCAGGCACAUUCUGUCAUUCAGAAGACAUUUAGGAGGGAGGCUCUAAAACAAACAAAAUGAUUGUUAAAGUGAAAACUCAGAAAUGAGAGAGUGCAGUGUAUUCAGGAGAAGGUUUCUAUUAUUUUUAUUCCAUGUUUUUGUAUGUUCAGUUUAUUGAAUAACUUUUUUUUUAGUUUUUGAAAUGAGGGGUGAGAACAGAGUAGAAAAUGCAUCAUAUUGGGGUUUUGGGUGUAUUAUAUAUACUUACAGUUGCUUUCAAAACAAUUGCAUUCAAGCAUUUUAUGAUGUUUAUUUGAGAUUAAAGGUUUGGAUUAAAUUUCAAAGUAAAAUUUAAGUAUUUGGCAAUAUUCUCCUUUUAUUCCUGUGACCAUGCAUUCUUUUUCUUGUGGCCUGGUGAAACAACACUUCUAUUAUUAUAAAUUUGCUGAAAUAAUGCAAUCUUACAUCCCUCUGCCUCUCAUCUCAAUUGCUCUCCAUCUAACAUUAAUAUAUUUCUUUCAUAAGAUAUAUCUUAAUAUCUUUGUUGGAUGAUCCCAUAUGUAGUGAUUAUCUAAAAAUUGAAUUUCCCUGCAGAGGAUUGAUAUUAAACCUUCCAUCGUAUAAAAAUUCAUUUUUUCAAGAAGAGUGGAAAAGUAUGACUGUAAAAAUAUGACUUACAUCCUAAGAAUUUCAAUUUUAAUAUUCACUUAAUUAUUCAAAUCUUGCCAUUUAUUUCAUCUUUUUAUUUUUCAGUGAUUUACAUUUUUUAUCCCAGGUUUAUUGGUUUUUCAUGUUUUUGUGUAACAAAUCACAGAUAAUUAAUACUACAAUUCAAAACAUGAGGAGCCACAAAGUCAAAUCAUCCUUCACGACACAUCUUGGCACUAGUCAAAUAAACACAUCCGUAACAAGGUGCACCGCGAUAUCCGAGCCCCAAUAUUGACACCUCAGAAUAGCUCCUUCACAUGCACUACUGCCAUGGAAGUACAAGUGGUAGCAGCAUGACUUUUAAACAUUGCUCCUUCACCGUGUAUCAGUUGAAUAAGACCGACUUGACUUGCCUACACAGGUCUGUUAGGAAGCUGUUUGCUCAGUCUAUGGUUACAAUCUAGCAUAUAAGAAGGAACAUGGAUGAACCCAAAGUGCAGUCAGUAUUGCUAAUUUCAUUUCUCCCUCCUCCUUUGAAAAGUUAACCCAUUGUCUAUUUGGCAUGGGUGAUCACUGUAUUAAACAAAAAGGUAUCCGUUGAUAUGGUAGUCCACAGAUUAAAUGAUUUGGCAUACAUUUAAAUGGAUUUUAGUAUGCAAAGAAUACAAGAAAAAGAAAUCAGAAAUAAUGAUGAUUUUAUUGAAUUUGAUAUUUUAUCUUUCACAAGGGUAUACUGACAUCUUUGGCAUGAUAAGAUGAACAACAGUGCUAACUAAAUCAUUAUCAUUCAAUUACACAGCAAUUUACACAUACAAUCAGGUAAACAUGUUCCUUCAUCCAAUAUAUUGAGAGAAAAAGAGCAUGCUGUAUUUCUAACUGAAAUAGACUUCAGGUUUGUAGCCUGUGUCUUGUUUAAGGGACACGCAAGAUUCAUUUAGUACCUAUACUUUAUUAAGUAUUUGGUAUUAGAACCAAGCGACAUGGUAUGGUGUGAUAGACCAAAUCUGUUAUUCAUAUUCAUAUGGUUAAAAGGGAUGGAAAUGGUCACAUGUGAAUUCAUUAUAGUCUUACCUCCAAAAUAAAUAGUAGGUGAUUAGGUUUUAAUAAUACACCUUUCAUGCGUUUCAACCUCCUGCUGCACAGUGCUAAAGUAGUGAAAUAGAACUAUGUAUAUGAAUGUACAUGUAUGAGUAAGAGAAUUUGAUAUAUCUAGAUCCUAUGAACUUUACUAGCCAUUAUAGCAAUUAUUUUGAAGUGCAAUUUCAAAUAGUUUUUUUUAUUUAACAGUAGUGUUUGCAAAACAUUUCUAGUUAUUAAAUUUUUAUUCAUAUUCAGGGUUUUUGUUAUAAAAAAUUUACUUCCUUUGUUCUAAUACAAAUACCAUGAUGUACAAUCACUCAUCAGAAAUAACACAUUAAUUCUGAUAUUCAAUCUGAGAGAGAUAAAGAUAUGACUUUACAGUCUAUUUAUAGACUCCUUAUCAACUAUUUAUGAAUGAAAUGUUUUAUAUUCUCUAAGUAAUGCUGGUAGAAGGGCAAAGGAAAGGUUAUAUUAAAGGUGAUCUUUAACAGAGUGUUUGUUGAACCUGAAUGCAAACUAUUAUUUAUUAUGUAACUUAUACAUUGUCAAUACUGCUGUUAUAUUUCCAUAAUGGACUGUAUUUAUUACGGAUUCUCUUUUUCUAUCUUGCAUGUGUAUUUAAAGUUGAUGAUAUAUUACAUUAAAGGCAAUUUUGUUAUUCGUUCUGUUCCGAGAUAAGCUUCUCGUUUUCUUUGAAAUGAAGCAAAAUGUGUGUUGAUUGUACUCCGGUUCAUGUUUGUGUAUAUGUAUUUUUCCUGUACAUAGGUAUACUACCAAGGAUAUUUGAGUGUAAAUAGGCACAAAGUUUGAGAAAAGUCUGGAGGAAGAUAUAAAACAGGGGGCAUAGCUAAUACAGUGAUCACAUUUUCAAGUACUAUUUUGGACAAUAUAGCUUAAAAGCACAAAAUUGAGGUUUUUAUGAGAUUAUGGUGUUUUUUAAAUUUCUUUUUUUGCAUGAAAUAGAGAAAAUCAGAAAAUAUGAAAAUCAUACAAAGCGCUUGCAAAUGGAUGCAUUCCAGUAAAUCAAAUAAAGAUAAGUGAUUAAUGAGUUGUUUCAUUAAUUAUUUGCGUGGAUUUGUGGUACAGCUUUCAUACAAAUGCAUUUUUUUUCUAAAUGCAUGGAACUGUUCUCAUUUAUUAUUAUUGGAAAAUAUACAAGUUAUACAAUUUUCAUCUGAUUUUUAUGAGUACAUGAAGUGUUAAUGAAAUAUAUCUUGCACUGAAUGGAUUGUUUGAAUAUAAUCAUCAAGUUUGUAUGAGAUUGAGUUUUUAAAAAUGCUUUAAAGAGAUCGCUACAUAACCCACGUGUCAUAUAUAAUUUGUAGUCAUGGAUAGAUAGAGGUAAAUCAAUACCAAUUUAUACAUCUUUUGGGUACUGCAAAUAUGUGCUGUGUGUUGAAUAAUUUAAAUCUUGUAGGCCAAGUUUGGUGUCUUUUUGGUAUGAUAGGAGAAAAAAAUAUACAAACUGGUUUGUAUCAUACACUGUCAGUGGUAAUUCAUGUACAGAAGUACUAUUUUUAAUAUUCCUGUACAAAUAUAUUCUUUUCUCUCCUAUGGUUCAAGACGGCUGACUCUGUAGUCAUUGUCAAUCUCUUCCAUUUCAUUAUUUCUGCGAAAGUAAAAGAAAGCUUGAUUUUGUUGCUUGCAGCAAAUAUUUCAAUUUUUAUACACAUGUUUACCUCAUUUAAAUGUAUAAUGUAAAAAACAGAUGACCAUCACCAUAUGCAGAAGUCCAUUCAUUCAUGCCCCAGAUAUUUGAUAUGAUAAUUUGUGGUGAAAAUGAAAAUGGGGUUACUAGCUGUUAUAGUCAUGUGAAACUUUGAUGUUUUCAAACACCCAUUGAUAGUCGUCAAACUGUUCAGAGUAAAUCACCAUGACAACACUAUAAGAAACAGAUAUCCUUCAAUCGUCUCAUUUAGGGUAAAAUGACAGUAUUCUUUUCAUUUAUAAAUUCCGAAAUGGUGCAACUAUUUGACUGACACAGGAACAAAUGUGUAAUGAUAUGAAAAUCUGAUCAUUUCUCAUGUAGUCAUCAAUGGAUCAGGCAGAAAUAUUACAAGUAAAUUUUCUGUGAAAAACUGUUUAAAAAAGUUGAUAAUGCAUUCACCUGUGAAGUGUAAAUGGUGUACUUUGCCUUUUUGAUAAUCACAUCCUUUGCUAAUUGUUUGCCUGCCCAUAAACCUGACCAUACUUGGCAUAUCAAGGUCUAUUUAGUUCAAAUCUUAUCACACACACACAUUUAUUACUCAAAUAAAUACACUCUGCACAUUUUGAAUAUUUAUUCUUAUGGUGCAGUCGCUGUUUGUCUUCUUUAAUACAUUCUAACAUAUUUGAUUUAUUACACAGAAAUUCAUACACAAUUUUAAAGUAGAGUGAGUAAAGGAUAUAGUAUAUAUCACAUUCUGAAUUCUAAUAAGUGAUAAGUAAAAACAACCAGGGUACUUGUAUAAAAAGCUUGUUGAACAAUUCUCUUUGACAGUAACAUAUCUUACUAUCGAAGCUACAUUUAUGUAGAAGAAGAAGAAGGUCUUCUUUUUAUGGUACAGUAUAUCAUUUGAUGUACAGAGUGUUUUUAAAAAACGUAAUCUAUGAAGAGAAAUUUGAAUCUCUGAGGAAAAUAGCCAACGAAAAUUCAUUUUGUACUAUGAAAUGCACAGAGUAUAAAUGUUUUAUGCAAUACACACAAAAACUGCACAUUCAAUAACAACGUAUUAGUAUAUCUCUCUGUAUUCCCUGGAUAAGACAUUGUCAUGAUAAUCAAGAUAUUUUAUUGUGUAAUAUACAUAUUUAUCCCAAAAUAUGGGAAUUGUAGGCAUUUUUAGAAAUGCAUCAGCAAAAAAAAUAAUAACUAACGAAUUGGCUCUGAAGCCUUGUUGAAAGUCAACAUAUAUUUAACUCUAUAUAUUUGGAUGUUUUUACAUGGUAGCUGAAGUGGACAUUAAUUAGCAAGAAGUGUAUGAUAUGUAGGGUCGGAAAGUGAUAUAUGAUCAGUUUAGGGAUAUAUCUACUCAACAUUUAUUCUAUUUAAUAUUUGAAGAUUUUGAGGUGGUUUGAGGGGAUCGAAAAACAACCGUACACACUUUAGUAGGAGGAUGUGUAAAACAUGAAAUGCAAUAUUAUAUAAUUGAUUGAAAUAAAGUUUUACAAGUUUAAUACGAUAAUGGUAGUAUAUGAUAUUUUACUCUGUCAUGAUAAUAAAGGAUCACAGAACUAGCCUUGUUUUCAAGCAAAAUGUGUUCUUAGACGUAGUAGCUUUACAUUGUUGAAAUUUGUAAAUAAAUAAUACCGAAAGAAGAAAGGAAAAAAUAGUAAUCAUUCAAAUGUACAUGUUAAUGAUUCAGGCUUAUUAUUUGGCUUGUAGUGUAGAUUCUUCUUUCUAAAAAUAUAUCUUUUUCUAUCUUCACCCAUCUAUAUCAGUACAGCGUAUGAUGAAAUUCUGAUUAACUGGUUUAAGAUGAUGAAACAGGAAUGCAACGAAGACUAAGCACAACGCGCAUCUAAUAGCAUAAACUGCACUGUAUAGGAUAUACAAGGUCUAGUAAAUAGUAACUUAACUUCAAAGCCCUACAGGUAUUACAUUGUAAUACAUAAUGUAGAGUCUGCUUGUGUGCUUUUUUUUCCUUCAAGUUUUCAGGUGUUUUGACGUGAUUUUAAAUUAUUCACUAUCAUUUUUUGCUUUGUGUGAAAACUUAUUUCCCUUCAAUCUUUUUUUUUCCACUGUUGACAAUAAAAAUAUAAGUGGAAAUAGAUCAA